AUGGAGGCCAAGGUGAAGGAGGCCAAUGCGCUGUUUCUUCAGGGCAAACACUCGCCUGCUGUGGCCCUCUACACGGCAGCCAUCGAAGCUGGGGCGGCCUACCUUCGCCUGGGCCUCUACCGCAAAUGCUUGGCGGAUUGCGAGGCCGCAUUGCGCCUCCAGCCCGCCGAUCCCCGCCCCUACCUUCUCAAGGGGAAGGCGCUGGUGGGAAUGAACAAGAGCGCUGAUGCGGAGGCUGCAUGGAGAGCGGGCUUGGACAAGGCCGACGGCGCUGCGGACGUUGAGCUGCUCCUGCAGCUUCAGGGCCAACUCAAUCCGCCGGUCGCCGCACCGGCCAUUGCCACUGCUCCUGCUGCCUCUUCCGAACCCAAGCCUGCGGUGAUCACGAACGGCGAGGCCAAGGCCACCAUCACCACACCAUCUCCGCAAGCGAGUGCUGUCCCGCGCGCUGCCGAGCCAGCGGGCAAGACCAAAUCGCCGGCGCCGGCUCAACAGCCCAAGAAGGAAGCUAAGAGCCCGCCGACUGCCGCUGCAGUCGCCGCAGCGAAUCCCAACGACCUGGCCGAGGCGUCGGCCAUGGUGGCGGCGCGCGGGCUGGUGCAGCACGGCUCGGGCAACACGACGCUGGAUGAAAAGAUCGCGAUGGGCUACCUCCACGUCAACACCGGCAACUUCCCGCAGGCCAUCAAGCUCUUCAACGUGCUCGUCAACCUCUACCCCAAGCUCGUGGCCGCCUACCUCGGCCGCGGUACAGCCUACGCCCUCUCCGGCCAUCUGUCCACAGCGGUGGAGGAGUUCAGUGCGGCGAUCAAGAUCGACGACACAUGCAUGGAGGCAUGGAAGCGAAGAGGCCAAUCCCGCGCGGCGAUGGGGCAGGACGCCGAGGCCGUCCUCGAUCUCACCCGCGCCGCCGAGCUCGCCCCGAAGGACGCCGACAUCUACCACCAGCGCGGCCUCAUCUACUUCAAGCUGCGCAACUACGGCCGGGCGGCGGAGGACUUCCGAAGGGCGACCGCGGCGGAUGCGAUGAGCAAGCUGUCGUGGAACCAUCUGGGUCUCUGUCUCAACGCCCUCGGCCGACCUAUGGAGGCCAUCCAAGCGCACAAGCGCGCACUCGAACUCGACCCAGCCUUCCGCGAGGCCCUCGCCAACAUCGGACAGGCCUACAAGGACUACGGCAACUCACUGAAAGCCGAGAAGUACUUUGCGAAGGGACUCAAGGUGGACCCCAACUACAUGCACGCCUUCCAUUUGCGCGGACUGGCUCGGUUCGGCGCCGGUGAUCACCGAGGGGCGCUGAGCGACUUCACUGCAGCUCUGCGAGUCGACGAUAAACACAAAGACUCGCGUCUAAUGCGCGGCAUUGUGCUGCAUGGACUCGGCCGCUUCCGAGAGGCCGUCGCCGACUACGAUGUGCUCGUGCGGGAGAAGCCCGACCACGUCGCGUGGUACAAUCGACAGAUUGCCCUGUGGACGCACCACCACCUCGACACGCCCGUUGCCCACUUCAACAUCGACAGGGUGUUGAACGCAUACUUCAAGGAGGCCUGGUGCAAGCGACUUGAUCCGGCCACGCUUACGUCCUACACGUCUCAACCGCCCAUCAACAACGCAAUUGCGGACGUGGCACUCAACGAUGAACUUCGUUCAGAGCACGCCAAGCUGUUGAUCAGGGCGGCUGUGGACAUCGGGAAGAAGAUUCAACUCAACUGCCCGGGCUACUUGGCCAACCAGCGGCAACAGCGCGCAUGCGGCUUCGCUAUAAUCGAACUUGCCCAGACCCUGCGACGAGUGUGGGCUGGCGAGGAGACGCAGCUGUCGGGUAAGGCCUCCUCGCUCACAGACCAGCCUCAUACAUUCGCGUGGCGCGACCUCUACGACAUCCCCAUCCGCUGGCGCCAAUUCUCGGAGCCGAACGACCCCGUGUGGUGGGUCGAUCUGCUCAGCCCCGAACAGUUCGCUGAAGGGUUCGGUUCGCACACACCGAUGGUGACGGGGCAGACGUACGUGGUGCGCUACUCGCCCAUGGCGCCACGCGCGAUAAGGAUCAUGCGAGAGCAGCUCCAGCAGAGCCCGCUCGUAUCACAGGAACUCCGACACAAGCUCACGCGCGACAACCUCGACUGCAAGACGCUGCACGAGGCCGUCCAACACGACUUCUGGGUGGUGACGCCCUGCCACUCCCUCGCGCGUCCCAAUCGGAUCAUGGAAGGCACCCGCCUUACCAUUCAGAGAUCGCCGCCGGAGGGCUACGAGUUCUCCAUUCGAACGCCCGGCACGCCUAACCGCUGGCAGGAGUACAAUGCGGAGAUGGCGCACAACUACAGGCUGUUGCAGGAGGAGGCUAGCAAGCCCCACCGCGACCUAUCCAAGCUCACCGAGCUUGUGCUCCACAUGGCCUUCUACUGGUACAACUUCAUGCCGCUCUCCCGUGGCACCGCUGCCGUCGGUCUGGUGACUGUGCACGCCAUGUUCCUUGCGCUGGGCUUCGAGAUGGAAUCGGGACUGCCGCAGGGCCUGCAGCCGGACUGGGAGGGCAUUCUGACGGCGCGGCCAUCGGACUUCGUGAAGUGUCUGCGCUCCGCCUGGAUCGACGCGGCCUGCCGCCCCACAACCACCCUCGAUGCGCUCCCCCUGGUGGCUCAAGUGUGUCCCACCCUUCGCCACAUGGUCCUCGCCCUCAACGCCGCCAGUUGA
Molecule: messenger RNA, 2697 nt
Organism: Acanthamoeba castellanii str. Neff
Lineage: Eukaryota; Discosea; Longamoebia; Acanthamoebidae
Product: tetratricopeptide repeat domain containing protein
Exons: 21
Coding region: 1-2697 (898 amino acids)
Biological process (GO): negative regulation of DNA-templated transcription
Molecular function (GO): protein binding
Source: RefSeq, a predicted model, not a curated record